Larimichthys crocea (large yellow croaker) is the source of this 4612-nucleotide messenger RNA. It is a transcript of the gene loxl1, whose product is annotated as lysyl oxidase-like 1. The transcript is spliced from 7 exons. Gene Ontology annotation, biological process: collagen fibril organization; peptidyl-lysine oxidation. The record is from RefSeq and is a predicted model, not a curated record. The coding region runs from base 433 to 2145 and encodes 570 amino acids. Gene Ontology annotation, molecular function: copper ion binding; protein-lysine 6-oxidase activity. Lineage: Eukaryota; Metazoa; Chordata; Actinopteri; Sciaenidae.
UAAUCAGGCAAAUAGAAGCUUGCUGUUGUGCAGUGCACAGACACUACUUUCCAGGAGGCAGAGAGCAAUGCUCAGUCUACUGACAGGCGAGCCAGCAGACCGACAAGAAGUCAGGACAUAUUCUCAUACCACUCACAGACGGUAACACCACGAGUGGGUCUUCUGAAGCCCACUUUCACUCUCCUGGGUGUGAUUGCUUCUGAAUGCACAUUUAACCUCCUCUACUGCUGGCAGUGAAGACCUGCAGAUGCACUCAACCACAGGCUUACUCUUCAACCCUGCAUCUGUCUCAAUACUCACACCAAAGCUGUACCCGCGGGAGGAGGAUACACAUGUUUUAUUGACAGAGAUACAGGUGGUUUGAGUUUGAGCUGCUGGUGUACUGGAAGGGUUUUUUCCUGUGUGGUAAGCUGUGGUGUCUUUGGAGCCAGUAUGUUGCCUAUUGUUGUGGCAUGUUUGGUAUUCAUCCUGCUGGGCUUGGGGCAGGCUCAGGUUGCCACACAGGCUCAAGGGCAGAGCGGGAGUCAAGGCCAGGGGCAGGACAGCUCUGCCACCCCUUGGAGACAGGUGAUUCAGUGGGAGAACAAUGGCCGGGUAUUUAGCCUGCUGAACAGUGGCGCUGAAUAUGUCCCUCCUCGGGCAGGGUCCCAGGACAGAGGUCCCAGGGUGGUUGUAGCAGAUUCCCGUGUACGUUCUUCUCGUAGACCUCAGGGAGGUAAUGUCCGCCGGCAGGCUCCAUCAAGAGGAUCCUCUGAGACUGUUCGUGGGCAGGCAAGGCAUCCUUUUGGCUUUGGGCAAGUGCCUGAUAACUGGAGGCAAACUGCAGGCAGCACAGGUGGUAUCCAUUUCCAAGGAUCCUCCAGCACUCGCUUCAGGCCAUCCACAGGUUCUUCAUCUUCUUCUUCAUCAUCAUCGUCUUUUUCUUCAUCUUCCUAUAGUAUUCCAUCCUACCCACAGUACCCACUUCCUCAACAGUCUCCCUUCCAACCACUACCUUACGACUCUAGUUUUGUGGAGGGACCAGUCAGGAGCUACGAGCCACCUUUUCAGCCUGUUGGUGGAGCAUAUGGGGGUGGAGGGAUUAGUACUGGACAGGUAUAUAAUGGAGGAGGGUAUGGAGGUGGUCUGGCCCCAGUACUCCCAGGCUCUCCCACUGAUUUUACUGACGAUAGCUAUCGUUACUACCAGUCUUAUGGCUACGUACCAAAUCCUGCGGUGCGUCCACGUGCUGCCCAAACACAGCAUGCAGAUGGUCUGGACCACAGAUACACCCACAGUCUCUACAACGAAGACUCAGCUCCUGCUGUCCCCGAUGUCAACCAGGCUGCUCCUGUGAUAGUGGACAGGACAGGAGCAGCUGGUCAACCACCAGUUAGGAGCCCUCAGUAUGAGCAGUUUCCUCCAUUUGGAAGGCCUCAACCUCCUUUCCUGCAACCCAUUCCUCCAGGCAGAAAUUCUCCAAACUCUGCUCUAGAGAACCCCAGUAUGAAUGUCGGGAGUGUCUACCGACCAGAACAGAGAGGUUUGCCUGACCUGGUUCCUGAUCCCAACUAUGUCCAGGCUUCCACAUAUAUCCAGAGGGCCCACAUGUAUUCUCUCCGCUGUGCUGCUGAGGAGAAAUGUCUGUCAAGCUCCGCCUAUGGCCCUGACGCCACAGACUAUGAUGUAAGGGUCCUGCUUCGAUUCCCACAGAGGGUGAAGAACAAGGGGACUGCCGACUUCAUGCCUAACAGGCCACGUCAUACCUGGGAGUGGCAUAGCUGUCAUCAGCACUACCACAGUAUGGAUGAGUUCAGCCAUUAUGAUUUACUGGAGGUCAGCACUGGCCGUAAAGUGGCAGAGGGACACAAGGCUAGUUUCUGUCUGGAGGACACCACCUGUGACUUUGGUCACCUGAAGCGCUAUGCCUGCACCGCUCACACUCAGGGUCUGAGCCCAGGCUGCUAUGACACAUACAAUGCUGACAUUGACUGCCAGUGGAUUGAUAUCACGGACAUCAAGCCUGGAAACUACAUCCUAAAGCUCCAGGUUAAUCCCAAGUUCUUGGUGCUGGAAUCAGACUUUACCAACAAUGUGGUCAGGUGUAAUAUACACUACACAGGACAGUUUGUUAAAACAACCAACUGCAAAAUAGCACAGUCUUGAUCAAGCACUGGAAGGCUGCCACAUUAGAGUGACCCUGAUCGCUAUUCCAUUGAAAUGUGAAUGGAAUCCAUUUGUUGUUGGUUCAUUGUUGAUGUUGUCUGUCUCUAAUAUUUUGUGCUGUCCUGGUAUGCUGGGAUCAAGGCUAACAAGGGUUCCACUAGCACUGAAAAGGGGGUUUAAAGUAGACACACACACAUAUUGUAUGCAUAAUGCAUAUUGUACGUUAAUAUCCCAGCAAUGAAUCAACAGUUUACAUUACUGUAAUUUUACAAUAUUGUCCUACCUACUCAUAUUGCAGCUCUACCAGUCUGGUUUGGUUAAUGUUAGGACACAUCAUUGACUUUCAAAAGAGGUGUUUACUGUAUCUGCACAUAAAAAAAUCUAUGCACACCUCCGGCAGAGUGGUUCUUUUUUAAUUAUAAAUAAACCGUGAAACGGUGCCGGUGCUGAAAUGAGUUGUUCCAGACAAGUCAGGGUUCAGCUGCAAUCCAACAAAUAAAAUUAGAGGACAAAGUUUUCCCAGGAGCAUUCAUCCAUGCAGUGUGGGGACAGACAGAGAUGCCCAGUGACUCAGAAGAACUAUGUGUUUUUCUGGAUUUUUUUCCCCUCAUCACUGCCUGUGAAGAGUGGGUCACGCUGGGAUACUGUGAUUCUCUGUGCACAUCCAUGUUGUGUUAACAGCAAAAGGAAGACAACAGGUCAUAUUUCCAUUUGUCAACUCCAUCAAAUUUAAGUCAACACAAAGACAGUCAGUACUGGCUGCUGUACUUCUCAAAACCUUUGCAUAUUCGUCUUGUGCCCCCAUUCCCAGUCCUUUCUUAUUUCAGUACAACAGGAACAGGAAGCUCAACUGGCAGAAAAUGGUGCUUUCCAGAAAACAAGACUCUCACAGUAUGUAAACUCUAUGUUUACACUGUGUUGGGUUCGCUUCUUCAACUACCAACACUGGUCAGAUGGCACAUAAGUCAUCUUUGUCACCUUUUGAAGAAUGUAUAUACAAAUAUUCCACUGAUGCAUGACUCUAAUUAUGGAGAUUAUUUUGUUGUAACUGAUUGUACUUUGUUUAUCCAGUUUGAUCUGUUACUGUAUUUUGUGAAAUUAUAUAUAUUUUAUAUAUAUAUAUAUAUAUUAUUGAUAAUCUGAAUUAUUCAAAUAGAAUGUGUUGUUGGAAAAAAAAAUGUUAUUGCUACAGACAGUAUUAUAAUGUGUCAGAAAGCUGUCUCUACCUACCUCUCCAAAUGAGUGAGCUGUUGUUUCCUUUUAGGUGUCCUCUUACCACUCUGUUGCAGCACAUAGCUGAAACCCCUUAAAUCCUUUGAACAUAUCAAAGGACACAAAAUGUGGAAUGCAAACAAUGGGUUAACGAGUUUAAGUCAUAAUCCUUAAGAUUUCUGUCUUGAUUGUUUAAUACUGCAUUACAGCAGCUACUUUGUCAGCAGCAGUGGAAGUGCAACUGGUGUAUCUGCAACAGUGCAACCAAACAAACUCACGUUUCAAUAAAUAAUUAAUUAAAACUAAAAAGAACCCAUGCUGAACAUGGAGCAAGGAGUUUUCCACACAACAGCAGUGCACAUGAACAGCAGUGGGUUACAAUGCUCAGAAGUUGGAGUUCUUCAGCAGCUUAUGGUGACCGGGCCUUCUUGUGUCAUUAAACCCAGUAAUAUUUAAAAAUGAUCUGCUGUCCAAAAUCUUGUUAUCUUGUUUUGUAGAUUCUUAAAAAUCUUAAUUAUACUAACCAAGGUGGCAAUAAUAUUGCAUAUCCUGUAACUGUUUUAUGAUAAAAGCCAUGUGACGUUUCACCAGUUGAACACUUAUUACACUAUUAAUACCAAAUAACAUAUUUGUGUAAUCAGUGUGAAUAGUACACCAGAAUGAUGAUAUCACUGAGAUAAAAUUACAAACUGUAACACUGACUUGCAUGCAUGCAUGCAUUGUUUAUUGAUUUGUGGUUAGGCAAUUUGAAUCCAUUGCAAGACUGGUGGAUCCUGCCAUGCAUUGUACUGUAAAUACACUGAAUGGUGAUUGCAGGAAGAAAUUCUGACAAUAAAAAAAAAUCUCCGUUUGAUUACAUGAAUAUCUUAAGGAUUAUAACUUAAAUUUUAGUGUUUUUUUUAUUUUUCUGUUUUCAUUUUGCAGUUUUCUUUUAGACAGAACGCUUUAAAUGCAGAAUAGGUCUUUGGCAUCCAAUUUAUAGGCCAUACAGUAGCACACAGGUCUUUCAUGUUUUACUGUAAAUAGUCAGUUCUUUGAUUUGAUCUGCAUUUUACUUUGGUAGCUCAUGAUAAUACUGUACACUCCUCGAUAAGAUUCAACAACAUUUUGACAUUCAGUGGAACACAAGAGGAGCACAAGAGUAGAUGACAGUUACAUACAGCAUCUUUGACAUGUGGUGAUGAAAUUUGUCUUUUUUUUUUAACAGUGAACACUUGUCAAAAUUGUCAUAUACAAUAAAUACAUUUACACAUUU